AUGCUCGUCUCCAUCGCCUUGUUCGCCCUCGGGUCAGGCAUCGCCGGUGGAGCGAGCAGCGUUGCCAUGCUCAUCGCGGGAAGAACAGUCCAAGGGCUCGGAACGGGGGGGUUAUACGUCCUGAGCGAUAUCAUCAUCUGUGACAUGAUCCCCCCCCGGCAUCGAGGGCCGUAUCUAAGUGCUGUCUUGAGCACCGCUGCUAUUGGGACCACCAUCGGCCCCAUCAUAGGAGGUGCGUUGGCGAGGGCGGAUUGGAGGUGGAUCUUCUGGCUCAACCUGCCUGUUUCUGCUGUUGGGUUCGUUGUUGUUUUGUUACUUCUCCGGGUGAGGUAUCAGAGUUUGGGGUGGGGGGAGGUGGUGAGACGGGUUGAUUGGGUGGGCAACGGGCUGUUUAUCCCCAGUAUGGUCAGCCUGUUCUUUGGACUUAUCAUGGGGGGCACGAGGGUUUACCCUUGGAAGAGCGAAAAGGUUGUUGUUCCGAUAGUGGUGGGUGUGGCUGGGUGGGUGGUGUUUCAUGUUCAUCAGUCCGCUGAGGGGAAGAGGUGGGGUCCUGUUGAGCCGAGCAUGCCGAUGAGGUUGUUUAAACAUAGGACAUCGGCGGCCGGGUUUGUGAUUAUCUUUUUCGGGGGUGUGGUGCUGCAGGCGAUUAGCUAUUUUCUGCCCGUGUACUUCCAGGGUGUGCUCGGGGUGAGCCCGUUGACGGCGGGGACGGGGUUGUAUAUCCCUCUGCAUUUUGUCGGGUUUGCCUUCAGCGCGAUCGGGGUUGGGUUGUUCUCGUUGCUCAGCGAGAACUCGAGCACGGGGACGUGGGUUGGGUUUCAGAUUUUGGCUUCGGCGGGAACGGCUGUCAUCUUUACCGCCACGCUUCCAUCGACGCUGGCACCGCUGCAGGAGAAGGAUGUCGGCGUCGCUACGGGGACGUACAGCUUUGUGAGGUCGUUCGGCCUGGUGUGGGGCGUCACGAUGGCGAGUAUCGUCUUCAACGGGCAGUUCAACACACGGCUGGAGAGCAACUCAAUGUUGAGCCGGGAGCUCAAGUCUUUCCUGGCGGAUGGAGCCGCGUACGCUUUCGUGUCUGCCUCGGAGGCGGAGGGCGGGAUCCGGUCGUUACCAGCUGACAUCCGGAUCGCGCUGAUCGGGAUUUACGUCCACGCUCUCAAUGCGGUCUGGUAUGUUAUUGUUGACAUGGCCGGUCUAGGCUUCCUUGCCACGUUUGUUGAGAAGCAUGUGCCACUUCGAAAGGAACACGAAACGGAGUUUGGGCUGGUGAGCAAGGGUGAAAGCUCUUCUGACGAUGCAGCUGAAAAGGGUCAGACACCACGGCCUGCCAGCGAUGGGGAGGCGAGGACCAAGCAGUAG
Podospora pseudopauciseta is the source of this 1359-nucleotide messenger RNA. RefSeq lists its product as uncharacterized. Gene Ontology annotation, molecular function: transmembrane transporter activity. NCBI's taxonomy places the organism in Eukaryota, Fungi, Ascomycota, Sordariomycetes, Sordariales, Podosporaceae. Gene Ontology annotation, biological process: transmembrane transport. Bases 1 to 1359 code for a protein of 452 amino acids. The record is from RefSeq and is a predicted model, not a curated record. Gene Ontology annotation, cellular component: plasma membrane. The transcript has 2 exons.